UCCCGACGUCGGCGCGUAGCGAGAGGAGCCAAUCGGAAGGCGCGACGCUGAGCGUCUUGGCUGCCGGGCGACGGUUUUGAGCUCCCGCCGUUGUUGUUGUUUUUUUCCCCCCCACCAACGGGCUUCCUCAGGGACCGGCGCCGCUUCCUGGGGAUGGCCUCCAGCUAUAAGAAGGCAUCCCUGGGAGCAGCAGCUCAGAGGAAGAAAACAGCUCCCAAAACCGAACUCACUGAAGAGCAGAAGCAAGAGAUUCGGGAGGCCUUUGAUCUCUUUGACACCGAUGGGACUGGCAAUAUUGACGUAAAAGAGUUGAAGGUCGCCAUGAGGGCCCUUGGGUUUGAACCCAAGAAGGACGAGAUCAAGAAAAUGAUCCUUGAGAUUGAUAAGGAAGGGACAGGAAAGAUUACCUUCAGUGACUUCCUAGGGGUGAUGACCCAGAAAAUGGCUGAAAAAGAUUCAAAAGAAGAAAUUCUGAAAGCUUUUAAGCUCUUCGAUGACGACGAAACAGGCAAAAUCUCUUUCAAAAACCUGAAACGCGUGGCCAAAGAACUGGGGGAGAAUCUCACCGACGAGGAGCUUCAGGAGAUGAUUGAUGAAGCCGAUCGGGACGGAGAUGGGGAAGUCAAUGAACAGGAGUUUCUGCGGAUCAUGAAGAAAACUAGUUUGUACUGAGAUGUUUGGUCCACACCGUGACCUCAUUUAUUGCCUCAUGUUGGCUAAAUUCAAUCUCAACAGAUUCCUCUUGGAAAGAGAUGAACAGCAGCCCAAAUCUCAUAAACAUUGUGAGCUACUUCCAGUUCUCUUUCUUUUUGUAAAUCCCAGCAACAUCUGCUGACUCCCAGCUCAUCUUUCAGUGUUUCAUACAGCAGGAAAUGUGAGGCUCUGGGGCUUAAAUUACAGUUGGAAGAAAGCGGUGUUAUUUCUAUAUAGGUUUCAUGCGAGAAUGGGAUUUCGAAUUUACAUAACCGAGAAGCAACCUUUCUCUUUUAAAAUAUUGUUGUAAAAAAGCUGAAACUCCUUAUUAUUUGAGUAUUUUAGUCAAGGAGAAAACAAUUCCAGAAAGUAAAUGUUUCUGCUUCAGCUCCUGCAUUUGAUCCAUUGCUCUUUGUUCUUGUCAUCUAUGAAAGUGGCCUAAUUCUGGUUAUAAAUAUUCAGAUAUAGUGCCUGCCUUAUCUAAACAUUGAUAUAAAGAUAUUGUGCACUUAAUAUCUUUUUAUUCCCUCUCCCCUCCAAAAAAACAAAAAAAAAACACUGAAUGUAAAUGGAUAUAACUUUAAUGCUAGAAUUGAUAAGAAGGACCUUGUAAUAGUUGUUUUCCCCACCUAAAUAUGGCUUGUGUUGUUAGUUGUGAAAAGUAAAGCUGAGAUCAAAACUCUA
Molecule: messenger RNA, 1377 nt
Organism: Pantherophis guttatus
Lineage: Eukaryota; Metazoa; Chordata; Lepidosauria; Squamata; Colubridae
Gene: CETN2
Product: centrin 2
Cellular component (GO): myosin II complex
Molecular function (GO): calcium ion binding
Source: RefSeq, a predicted model, not a curated record